Messenger RNA from Haliotis rubra (blacklip abalone), 2412 nucleotides. Its product is annotated as probable 4-coumarate--CoA ligase 1. Lineage: Eukaryota; Metazoa; Mollusca; Gastropoda; Lepetellida; Haliotidae. Gene Ontology annotation, molecular function: CoA-ligase activity. The record is from RefSeq and is a predicted model, not a curated record. Bases 547 to 2283 code for a protein of 578 amino acids. The transcript is spliced from 13 exons.
GUUAUAUGCACUCAGUAAGUAACUCCAAAACAGCAUGUCAUGUUUCUUUUCUUUUUAAUUGAGAGUAUAUUAACAACUCACUCAAACCGGCACGCGUCCCGAAUAGCCUAUUGUGCAAACGCGCGCAUAUGUGUAAGUGCAAUAACCGUGAACUCGCCACACAUACUACCCUACAUCAACCUACAACCCACAAUUUUAUUUGCAUCCAACUGUAACAAUCGUAUUAUGCUUGCAUACUGCACACAUGUAUACAUACUAAUUAUCUCUUGCACAUCUGACACAGCAGCUGGUAUCAGGCCCGUCGUGGUGGGCCCAGUCCACUCAGGUUCAACACAUCGCUGAUCGUACACCGUCUGCUCGCCGUCUGUCAACAUAACACAUUGUAAACCAAAGUCUGUUGUUCCAAAGUCAAUAGAUCAUCAACAUCACCAAGGAACGUCCUUCAUAAUACCACCGUUCCCUGCAAAAGGGCCAACUGAACACACACCGUGUCCGAAGUGUGUCAGACUCAUUGUCCUAGAUACCUGUAUAGACUAGAUCCAGACCAUGCCGUCUGCUCACGUCACGCGGAUUGUUUGGAGCAAAAGAUUUCCUCUUCGCAAGCUCGUGACGCCGGUUUGUUGGUCAAGUAGUCCCUUAAAGCAUAGCGUCUCACUCUACUCGUCCGUUAGUCGUAUCGAGGACCAGAUGAACCAGACCAGUGUGGUGGUUCCCAAAGACAUGUCCAUAUCGCAGUACCUGCUCCAGGAUGCCAGCAAGCAUGCCAGCAACACGGCUUUGAUAGAUGGCAAGACAGACAGGAGGAUAAGCUUCGAGCGUCUCCAGGACGACAUACAUACACUGACAUCAGCGUUCUACCAUCUGGGUCUACGUCACCGAGAUAUCGUCACCAUGUAUGCCACCAACGUCCCUGAAAUUGCCCACGUGUUUUGCAGCGUCACCGACAAUGGCGCAGCGCUGUCUUUAGCUAACUCUCAGCUUACUGCCGAUGACUUGGCGUCCCAGCUGCGACAGACACGAUCCAGACUCCUCAUCACAACCCCCGACUGCGCCGACACGGCACUGGCAGCGUCCGCCUUAUCACCGUAUACACAGGAGGUGAUAUGUAUAGGCCAGGCGCCCGGAUGUAGACCUCUGUCAGACCUACUGCAGAACAAACACCUGCCAUCACACCCUCGCAUCCACAUCAAGCCGGACUCCACCACGGCCCUCAUACCCUUCUCCAGUGGAACGACAGGCCUCCCGAAGGGCGUCAUGCUCAGCCACUACAACAUCAUAUCAGAUCUCUGUCAACUCAGGCAUCCAUUGUUCCUUCGUAUGUCGAGUGAGGAGGAUGUGACGCUGUGUGCGCUACCCACAAUGCAUAUAGCAGGGAUAGUGAUCGGGAUGUGUUUGCCUCUGUCUCAAGGAGCACCGACCAUCAUGCUGCCCAGAUACAACCCCCGGGACUUUCUGCAAGCGGUGCACCACUACCGGGUAACGUUUAGCCAAGUCGCGCCAUCGGUCAUCAGUUUCCUGGCCAAGCACCCAAUGGUGGACAAAUUCGACGUCAGCAGUUUUACCUCAAUACUGUCGGGCGCAGCGGCUCUCAGCAAAGAACUCACGACAGCAUUCAUAGAGAGGCUCAAAAUUAAUGGACUCCAACAGGGCUACGGAAUGACAGAGGCAAGUCCAGCGACCCAUGUAUCUCCUCGGGGCUUCUCCAAGCAUGGGUCAGUUGGGGUACCACUGCCCCUUACCCGCAGCAAGAUUGUUGACCCUGUGACUGGGGCUGAUCUCGGCCCGGGGGAAGAGGGGGAGGUGUGUGUGAAGGGUCCGCAGGUAAUGAUGGGGUAUCUCAAUAACAGAACAUCCACCCAAGCGGCCUUCACGUCAGAUGCCUGGCUCCGAACAGGUGACCUUGGUUUCUAUGACGACGACGGCUGCUAUUACAUCAUUGACCGAUUGAAGGAUAUCAUUAAGUUCAAAGGCUAUCAGAUUUCUCCAUGUCAUCUUGAGAACAUCAUUUUAAACCACCCGGAUGUUGAAGACGCCGCAGUAGUUGGAAUACCAACAAAAGGGGUUGGGGAAGUGCCGCGGGCGUUCGUUGUUGCCAAACCCAGCGUCACUGAAAAGGACCUCAUUGAUCUAGUUGCAAGUCACGUGGCUCCAUAUAGACAUUUACGUGGUGGUGUUGAGUUCGUGGAGAACGUCCCCCGGAACCCCAGCGGCAAGAUUCUGAGGAGGGUCCUCCGGGACAGAAACAUGUCGAGACAAGAGAGAGAGAAAGUGUGGGGGAACUGACUGGGGGAUGGUGGCAGUGAUGGUGACAGUGAUGGUGGCAGUGAUGGUGUAACGGUGUAUCUGGAUCGUUACUUGUGUACAUAAUGUAGUAUUCUUGUCCUUAUCACCAAUAAUACAUCUACCUCCGUC